GGGACACCCAGAUCAUAAGCAUAAAAUCUAUCAAAAACAAAAAGAAUAUUGUUGGAAACACACUCAUCGACAAGCCAAUGAUUUGGAUAUCAGGACCUGAAGUAUCGUGGAUGGCCCAAUCGUUGACAGAAUGGCUGCGUGAUCUGCUGCAUUUUGUGACUUGGAAGAAGUAAAUUCCGGCACCAAACUAAAUUCAUAAUUUCAAGUCCCUUGACAUUAACAAGACAACAACCUUCAAGGACGUCAGUGUACAUCCUUGUUAACUUAUACAGUUGACAUAACAGACCUCUUGGACUGUUGAAUGGUCUCAAGAAAAGUAAACCAAAUUUAAGCGCAGCAAGUGGGCACAGCUUCUACCAGAUGAAGGGCCUAAAUCAGUGGUGUAUUUCAUGUUGCUGCUUCAAUGGAGUUUGAGGUUCCAGCAAAAGAGGACAUUGACAGUUAUGUCCACACAAAUGUCAUUGAGCCUGCAAUCAAUGGUACCUUAAACCUUCUCAAAUCGUGCUUGAAAACACCGCCUGUGAAGAGGGUUGUCUUCACAUCAUCCAUCAGUACCAUGACUGCCAAAGACAGCCCUGGAAAAUGGAGAAGCGUUGUCGAUGAAUCUUGUCAGAAUCCCAUUGAUCGUGUCUGGAAAACAAAAACAGGUGCGUGGGUUUAUGUACUGUCAAAGCUUCUGACUGAGGAAGCAGCAUUCAAAUUUGCUAAUGAGAGCAGCAUUGAUCUUGUGUCAGUCAUAACCACAACUGUUGCCGGUGCAUUCCUCACUUCAACAGUUCCAACAAGCGUUCAAAUUUAA
Molecule: messenger RNA, 799 nt
Organism: Camellia sinensis
Lineage: Eukaryota; Viridiplantae; Streptophyta; Magnoliopsida; Ericales; Theaceae
Source: RefSeq, a predicted model, not a curated record